GGACUCGGGACGGCUAGGCCAGCUGCCAACCCAGCCCGAUGCAGUGUGCAGCUGCACCUAACAUGCACUACAAUCGACUUCGUGACUUCGAGGAAUCGCAUCCACGAGAGACCACCGCGGACUGCCAUCCUCAGCUUGACGACCUUGUCCCGAGCCUCCCACAACCUCGCCCGCUCGCUGCACCGACUCCACCCCACCGAGCUGUCCGCAGCCGCCGGACACGCUCUGGUUGGGCCAGCGCACGACACCAACUUGCCCGCCGUCUACAAGCCUUAUAACUGACCUGACAAGCGCACACAGUUUGUACGUCGCUCUCGGUCCAAGCCAGCAACAUGUCAGGUCUGUCAGCGCCGGGGAGCGGUGCCUACUCGUCCAACACUAUGUAUGUCGGCGAUGGGACUUGGGAUUCGCAACGGAACACGUUUCUGCUUCCCAACCUGCAAGGCUUGAAUCUUGCUACAACACAGUACAACGGCAUGGGCAAUCGCUUCCGGAACAUGAGUGGCUACCACAGCCUCAUCCUAGGACACGGCAUUCUGGCAGCCGCCACCUUCCUGUUCGUUGUCCCUGCAGCCAUUUUCCUCGCCCGCUUCUACCACCGAAACCCCCGUAUGGCGCUGCGCCUGCACAUAUGGUUGCAGAUAGGCACCGUCUUAUUAUCGACCGCACUUUUCAUUCUUGGAUUCCAAGCGGUGGGCCUGAAAAGAUCUCUUACCAACCCGCACCAUGGGAUUGGUGUCGCGAUAUACACGAUGAUUUUGAUUCAAGCCAUCGGAGGAUGUGUGAUCCACAGGCGAGAAAAAGGGAAAGAACGGUACAAGAUACCUCUUAAAUUGAUGCUUCAUCAGUGGAUAGGGAGACUUAUCGCCCUCCUGGGUAUCGUACAAGUUGCCCUCGGUCUAACGUUGUAUGGCUCGCCCCUGUGGCUUUUUGUCGUCUACGCUAUUUGGGGAUUUAUCUUAUUAUGCGCAUGGUUUAUCCUCUCCUACAGGAACCAGCCCGAGAUGGGCUUUGACGAGACAAGCACAUACAUCACAGAAACUACGAUGAGCGGCAGAAGCAGAAGCCAUCGUGGCCAUGGGUUGGGCGCGGUAGCAACAGCUGGAGCGGCAGGCGCAGGCUUAGCGGCAUUGAGAAAUCGUUCUCGCAGUCGCAGUACCCGCAGAAGGGGUGGUAGAAGAGAGGUCCUCAGCUCGCACCCCAGCACCUAUUAUACCGAUUCGCGGGUGGACGAGAAAUAUACCGAAGUUGGACGAAAGAAUCACACCUGGCGAGACCGACUGCUGGGGGCUGGUGCAGCCACAGGUGGUUUCUUUGCGCUUAAAUCCCUGUUCGGCAAGAAGAAGAUCGAACCAAGCGAAACAGCAAGCAGUGUCAGCUAUAGUCGGCCGCCUAUAGGCCAAUCUGAGGUUACGCAGACUGAUCUGAGUCGCCUUGAAGAAGGGAGGGCCCCAGCUUCCCCAGGUCGCGACCACUGGCGUCGGGUAGAAGAAAGAGAAGCAGCGCAGGAGGCCGCUAUGGGUGCAAGCCCCCUGCGCCAGGGCCAUCGAGCCACCCGCAGUGGUGCCUCCAUCGACUCUUUCGACAGCCGGACCAGUUUUGGCGACGAUAUUGUGAGACCCAAGGAGUCGCAUGGACUUCGAGAUGGAAUAGCCGCCCUCGGAUUUGCUGGCUUCCUCAAGCAUCAGUGGAGCAAGAGGAGGAACAGAAAGGAAGACGCACACGUCGCAGCUGUGAAAGAACAAGACUUGGAAGACGAGCGUAUUGCCCGGGCAAAUAGCCAACGGCGAAAGUUUACCGGGGAUGGUUUGCCUCCCAGAAGAAACGGACCGCCGUCUACAAUCUUUUCUGAAAGCGACAUCUCAGGAACAACUCCUGGCGUUCGGCCACCGAGGAGCACGACGCAUUUGACGCAGACAGAGACGAUUGCCGGGCCAUCAACGACUCCCGCACCUGCCCCAAUGGAUCCUCAUGGUGUUCUUUCCGAUUCUGGCUCUGAAGCAUAUGUGUCAGCAGGUGGCCACAGGCAUCGAAGACAUCAUAAUGGAGGGUCCGCAGCUCUUGGUGCAGCGGCAGCUGGUGCCUCGACGGACAGAAGAGACGCCAGCCAGCGCCGUGGCAGUCGGGAUGGAAGUGUCAAUUCUCCGCCUGUAUCUGUCAAGGUCAAGAUGCACAAUGAUGGAAGACAUGUGACUCUGAGGAGGCUGAACGAGGAGGAAGCUGCCGCCGAGCGUGAAGCACGAAAGAAAGAUCGAAGGCGUCGGGAUGGCAGCAUGAGUUCACUGAGCAACUUGGAGAACAACGAGCGCUGGCGGCGUACGGCAGCAAUGGAAGCCGCUCAGGCGCAAGAAAUGGCACAGGCCUCCGCGCCGAUACCCAUGCCUGAGCCAAUAAUACCAGGCCCGCCACCUGGACCGCCGCCUAUGGGAACGUCAGCAGGCCAUCAAAGCCCUCUUCCGCCUCCGCCUCCCAUUCCAGGAGCAGGUGGGAGUGUCAUGAGCAGUCCGCAGGGCACGCAAGUGUAUGGCACAGAGACGGACGUGAGCGCCUACGACUCGAACCGGAGACGGCGAAGAGCGGAACGAGCCCAGGCGAAGCAGGCAAGACUGGGUGGAAGUCGCGUUGAGUUCUCAUAACGACCAUGACGACCGGUAAGCUUGAUGAUUUCUUGUUUUUGUGCAUUUCCAGGCGUGGGGAACAAGUUGAUGGGUUUGAAAAGGCGGAGGCAACACAGGCUGUACAUGUAGUAAAUAGUUCCGUUGUUGUUGUUGUUGUUGUUGUUGAUGAUGAUGAUGAUGACGACGUCGUAAUGUUCUGAUUGUUCUUUGAGUGUUUCGAUGCGCUAUCUUCAUGUUUGCAUGUUCAAUGUCUCGGUGGCGGAUCUGCCUGGGCUAGUGUGCUUGUGUGACGGAUUUGCAAGAGCGGCCUCUUGGCGGCUUCGUUCGUGGGUCAUGAUGAUGCAGUGGGUAGCAGGCCCCAACCAUUUCAAG
Paraphaeosphaeria sporulosa is the source of this 2990-nucleotide messenger RNA. RefSeq lists its product as uncharacterized. Lineage: Eukaryota; Fungi; Ascomycota; Dothideomycetes; Pleosporales; Didymosphaeriaceae. The record is from RefSeq and is a predicted model, not a curated record. Bases 333 to 2636 code for a protein of 767 amino acids. Gene Ontology annotation, molecular function: transmembrane monodehydroascorbate reductase activity. The transcript is spliced from 3 exons.